This is a messenger RNA of Oikopleura dioica, 903 nucleotides long. NCBI's taxonomy places the organism in Eukaryota, Metazoa, Chordata, Appendicularia, Copelata, Oikopleuridae. The record is from the annotation of a GenBank genome assembly.
AUGACGGUCGCGGAUCGAGGCGAGGACAGACCAAGAUUGACCGAAAGGGAUUUUGAUUCUAUGUCCAGAAAUGAGCUUUGGCAGGCAUAUCAACAAUUAGAAAGUUAUUUACACGACGUGGAUGAGAAAGAAGAAGCGAUGAAAAAGCAGCUGACAGAGGCGCAAAGACGCGAGAACGUUCUCGUCCUGAGAUUAUCGGCAAGAGAGCAGGAGCUUCAGGACGUAGCUGCGGUCGCUGUCAAUUAUAAAAAACUACAGGCACAAACACCAACUCUGAGAAAAACGAUGCUUGACCCGGCAAUAAACUACAUGUAUCAAAAAAUGCGAACAGAACUCAAAGAGACAAAAGAAAAGCUCGACCUCGCGCAGUCUGAACUAGCCGCUUGUAAAUUCACGCCAGACUCGCAGACCGGCAAAAAGCUCAUGUCCAGAUGCAGAACAUUGAUCCAGGAGAACCAAGACCUCGGAAGCCAGCUUUCAACGGGAGAGACAAAGCAACUCGAGACGCGGAUCGCACAGCAGGACAAGCAAAUUGCCGAGCUCAAAAAGAACCAAAUCGAAUCCGAAAAGUUCGUUCUCAGCCUCGACGACGAAACCGAAGGUCUACAAGCACAAAUUAUGACGCUCAAAUCCAAACUUGACCAUGCAAACAAGCGCUGCGAAAAGUUGGAAAAAGAGAUCAGAGGCGACAAGGACGAGCCUAAAAAAGAGGGUGAUGGCACAGAGACGCACUAUUUCACGCCGGAGCAAUUGAAAGCGUACUAUCAGAAUCUGAUCAACACGGGAUACAUGACAGAUGAACAGGCCAAAGUGGCGCUCGAACAGGCUGAAUCGCAAAUAAACGAAGAUGGUCAAGUACCCGUCACUUUCGCCGCCUCUUCUGAAUCAAAAUCAGACUCGUGA